AAUCCAUGCCAAGUCCAAAUUCACCGAGGAAGCCCCUACCCGACUUACCGGCCGGUUGAAGGUGGAACUAAAAUUCUGGAAGGUGAAAGUGAGCGCGCUAUUUCGUCAAUAGUGGCCCACUAAGAUAACGGCGGGACCUGGAGAAUGAGCGAGCUAUCAAUCGUCAUGUGAGGUUGCCUUUCUCUCUUGACUCUCUCACUCUUCAUCCUCCUUCCCAAGGACCACAACCUUUCAAAAUGUCCCCAAUUGCCUGUCCUGAGACAUCUUGCAAUGGUUGCGCUACUCAAGGCCAGAAUGGCGUACCCGACCUCGAGGAUGCCGGUGAACAUGUACACAAACUACGAUCUGAUAAUUGGUUUAAUCGAAAGGAUGAUAUCGGCUUGAGUGCCCUCUACAUUGAGCGAUAUCUCAACUAUGGCCUUACGCCAGAAGAGUUGACGUCCGGUAAACCCAUAAUUGGAAUUGCACAAUCCGGGUCCGACAUUUCACCAUGUAACCGCCACCACAUCCAGAUAGCCAAACGAGUACGGGAGGCUAUACGAUCCGCCGGUGGCGUUGCUUUGGAGUUCCCUGUACAUUCAAUUCAAGAGACCUCGCGACGGCCAACCGCAACCUUGGACAGGAACUUGUCAUAUCUCUCGCUUGUCGAAAUGCUUUACGCUUAUCCUUUCGAUGGUGUUGUCCUUUUGACAGGCUGCGACAAGACCACGCCAGCUGCCUUGAUGGCUGCUGCAACGAUGAACAUACCCGCUAUCUGUCUUAACGUAGGCCCUAUGCUCAAUGGCUAUAUUAAGAACCAGCGCGUGGGCUCCGGAACCGUCGUAUGGCAAGCCCGAGAGCUGCAUGCUCAAGGAAAGCUCGAUGCAGCAGGCUUCAUGGACAUGAUCUCAAGUGGCACACCUUCGGUAGGGCACUGCAACACCAUGGGCACGGCUUCGACCAUGAACGCACUGGCAGAGGCUCUGGGAAUGGCUCUACCAGGCUCAGCUGGUAUUCCUGCUCCUUACAGGGAGAGAAUGCAAUGUGCAUACCAGACAGGCCUGCAGAUUGUCGAAAUGGUGCGUGCGGACCGCAAACCAUCAGAUAUUAUGACUCGAGAAGCUUUCGAGAACGCUAUCGUUGUCAACACUGCUAUUGGCGGCAGUACUAACGCUCCUAUUCACCUUAACGCAAUAGCAAAGCAUAUUGGAGUGCCAUUGGACAACGAUGAUUGGGAUCGAAUCGGUUUGAAGAUUCCCCUACUCGUAAAUGUGAUGCCAGCAGGAGAAAUGUUGAUGGAGGAGUACCACCGUGCUGGUGCCCUACCAGCAGUCAUGGCUGAGCUUUUUGAUCAGGGAAAAAUACAUGUCAAUGCACUCACAUGUACUGGCAAAACGAUAGGCGAAUGCGUUGAGGGUAAAAACUCGUGGGACAGGGCCACCAUUAGAGCAUACGACCAGCCAUUGAAACAUGACGCAGGUUUCGUGCACCUCACUGGCACGCUAUUCGACUCUGCAAUCAUGAAGACCUCAGUCAUAGCAGAGGAUUUCCGGAAAGAGUAUUUGGAGAAUCCGGACGACCCCAAUGCGUUCGAAGCCAAAGUCGUCGUUUUCGACGGCCCGGAAGACUACAAUAAGAGACUCGAAUCGGCAGAUAUUGACCGAAGAACCAUUUUGGUAAUGCGAGGGACCGGGCCGUUGGGCUAUCCCGGAGCCGCUGAAGUCGUCAAUAUGCAUCCUCCUGGAAGGCUUCUCAAAGCAGGGAUAUCUUCACUGCCUUGCAUUGGCGACGGAAGACAAUCUGGAACAUCUGGAUCGCCCUCAAUAUUGAACGCAUCUCCUGAAGCCGCUGAUGGAGGAAACCUGGCUUUACUCCAAGACGGAGACAGACUGAGAGUGGAUCUGAACAAAAAGCGGGUUGAUAUUCUCCUUUCAGAGGCAGAAUUGGCUGCCAGACGAGCGGAUCUGAAUGCCAGAGGUGGCUACAAAGGCCCAGAGAGCCAUACGCCAUGGCAAGACAUCUUCCGCCGUGAGACUGGUCAGCUGAACGAAGGAAUGGUGCUGAAAAGGGCUGUGCAGUUCCAGCGUGUAGCCCAAACUUACCCAACGCCUCGGGACAAUCAUUAAAGAUGUCGCACUCGCACAGUCCAAAAUACGAAUCGCCCAAAUAGGACAAAUGAGAGUCAGCAGAAUAACAGGGGCAUGCUCAGGAUCUGGUUUGUUCCCGAGAGUCCAUCUCCGACACAACAGUCACCAGCACUAACGUUGGCUCAUCUUCACACACACAUUCAUUGCGCACCCAUACGAUCUACACUUCCAACCAAAGCUCUGGUAAAGGACGAGAAAUUAGCAACGGUUUC
Molecule: messenger RNA, 2338 nt
Organism: Aaosphaeria arxii CBS 175.79
Lineage: Eukaryota; Fungi; Ascomycota; Dothideomycetes; Pleosporales
Product: dihydroxy-acid and 6-phosphogluconate dehydratase
Exons: 2
Coding region: 237-2105 (622 amino acids)
Molecular function (GO): hydro-lyase activity
Source: RefSeq, a predicted model, not a curated record